This is a messenger RNA of Trachymyrmex cornetzi, 3195 nucleotides long. RefSeq names its product monocarboxylate transporter 10-like protein kar (gene kar). Gene Ontology annotation, biological process: transmembrane transport. Bases 370 to 2250 code for a protein of 626 amino acids. The transcript has 10 exons. Gene Ontology annotation, molecular function: transmembrane transporter activity. The record is from RefSeq and is a predicted model, not a curated record. NCBI's taxonomy places the organism in Eukaryota, Metazoa, Arthropoda, Insecta, Hymenoptera, Formicidae.
AAAAAAAUGUCAAAUGCGGAACGUAACACGUAGGGCAGAAUUUUCACCUUUUCGGCGCAUUUUGGCGCAUGUCAGUAUGUCAUCCGACUGGCUGGCGCGUUAUCGUUGAUCCCUGCGUCAAUGACACGUCACGACCAGUCAUCGAUUAAGGCCGAGAUGACCGCGGAGUUUUUUGCGGCAUCGAAAACUGCAAAUCUUGUGUAAUAUAGUGGAGAUGGAGAUUACACUUCCGUGGUAAAUCGAUUGUAUCGUCGGCCAACUCGUGUAUAAUUUCCACAGAUGUUCAUGCGCUCCAAGAAGUAGUCUAGUUUUACAAUUAUUUCUUCAACGAGCACAGCCAAUAAUCAACACAGAUAACUGACAAUAACAAUGGCGAUCGGCGAAGAAGCCGGUAAUGGGGGCAUCAGCAGCUUCGGUCUAGAAGAUGACGCUGCCGGAUCGAUCCGAAUAGUCAAUCGCACAACCACAGAUGAUCCAAUCGGUACGUCAAGUCAUGUUCAGGCCGACCUCGAUAAUUUCGAUUCAGGCAAUCCCCUUCUGGCUGAGAGCGCGGCAGUAACGAUUGAUGCACCGAUCGGAAAGCUUAGGAGAAUACAUAAAAUGGAGAAUGCGGUGGCGUCACAGACGGAUGGUAGUGCGAUGUGCCGAAAGGGAGAUUUCGAUGAUGAAAACCACGCAAACGAGCCGGCGAAUACGAUCGUCGAGCCACCUGAUGGUGGCCUCAGGGCCUGGAUGAUUAUGGUCGGUAGCUUCACAAUCAACGGUGUACUGUUCAGCAUCAUCAAUUCGUAUUCCCUCAUCUAUCAAGAGCUACAAAAACGACUGAUAGAAGCCGGCGAAACCGAAGUCUCCUCCAAAGCAGCUUUAGUAGGCUCACUAACUAUUGGAACCACGUUCUUUCUGUCUCCGGUCGCCGGUAUAUUAACGGAUAAGUUCGGCAUCCAGACAACUACCUUCGUGGGAGGUGCAAUUGCAUCCGUUGGCCUGCUUCUUUCCUCGCUACUGACGGCCAAGGUGGAACUGCUUUUUUUAACAUACGGUGUUAUGUACGGGCUUGGUGCAAGUCUCGCUUAUACCCCUAGUCUAGCGAUAUUGGGUCACUACUUCAAAAAAUAUCUGGGACUGGUGAACGGUAUUGUCACAGCCGGAAGCUCAAUAUUCACGACACUAUUGCCAUCUCUAAUGGAGGUCCUGAUACUGCGUUUAGGCCUAGAAGGAACAUUGAGGAGCUUGGCCGUACUCACAGCUAUUAUCAUGGCUUGCGCGAUUCUUUUUAAGCCAAUUCCAUUAACAUCGCAAAGAGACAAAUCACAUAAAACGAAAUCUUUACGAAACCAUCUGAACGAAUUCGUAAACGUAUCUAUCUGGAAGAAAAAACGAUACGUCGUAUGGGCUGUUUCUAUUCCUCUCGCUCUUUUUGGAUACUUCGUCCCAUACGUUCACAUAGGAAAGUUCGUGACUACGACAUUCAAAGACGCCGAUAGCAAGCUGCCGGUCAUGUGCGUCGGUAUCACCUCCGGUAUUGGCCGUUUAAUUUUUGGCUACAUCGCCGACCUACCGAAAGUAAACCGAAUAUUCUUGCAGCAAAUAUCAUUUGUAAGUAUCGGCAUCCUCACGAUGCUCCUUCCAGUCACUAAAUCGUUCCUCAUGCUCCUCAUCAUUUCGCUGGGGAUGGGACUGUUCGAUGGAUGCUUUAUAUCGUUACUUGGUCCGAUUGCAUUCGAUAUUUGCGGCCGUAGCGGCGCAACUCAAGCCAUAGGCUUUCUUCUGGGGAUGUGUUCUAUACCUCUAACGGUUGGUCCACCAAUCGCGGGACUCCUAUACGAUCAUACUGGUACCUACGAUCUACCUUUCUUACUAGCCGGCGUUCCUCCGAUAAUAGGAGCAUUGACGAUGUUCUUAAUAAGAUGCGUUAAAGAAAAUAAUGAGGGAAGUUUAAACGAUUCUGAGAAUAUCCCAAGCAAAACAGAUUGUCAAAAUGCAAGAAUGAAGAAUAGUGAUUUUUCGCCGGUGAGCAUAGUCGGGCAAACAUGCGAAUCAGCGAUGCAAGAGAAAUACAGUACAAUGUGCAAAUCCCUGCCAUCGUCUCAGUGCUAUUGUGUCAAACAACCGGUUAAAUUGCAAAACUGUUCAGCACGCAAUAGUUAUCAAUACAAGUAUGCCAAUUGCAGAUAUUCGGAGAGUGAACCAUUACUUCAUGGAGAGAGGAUCUCACGAUAUCCGAGCAUAAGUUUUUCUUACAAUUUAUAGUAAAUCAUCAAUGUUUUACAUAUUUUAAAUUUGCAUUCUGACAUAGCAAAUUCUUUGCUCUGAAGAAUUCCAUUGUUCGUUAUUCACCUGCAAGUGUGUUUAGAUUCCAAUCCGGUUGGUUCCCAGAUGUUUUGUUAUUCUCGUUUAACGUUCGGUAAACAAAAAGAAUAAAGCGAUAUCUAGGUGACACUCGCGUGGGAAUCCGAACAUAGCCUAAAUGAAAAUAAAGACGAAAUCCAUUAAAAAAUAUGGUUGCUUUUUUUAUAUUCAAUAAUUAUAUAAGGGUACUAAUAAAGAACUCAAUAAUUUGAAAAAAUUUUAAUAAAUACGAAAGAAAAGAUUACGAGCCCAAGCUGGAUGUUUAAUGUGAUAUAUCCCAGCUAACGUUAAAUAUUCAUAGAAAGUUCGAUUCGUAUUACCAAUUAAUGUAUCGAAUGUUCCGGAACAGUAAAAAAAUCGUCACAGAAUGUGCAAAUGUCGAUGAAAUAUUCAGAAUAUUAUGUGAAUAUUCCUUGCAUAUUUCACAAAAAUCGCGAGUGAGCGAGCAGUACACAUCUCCGCCGUUAGAGGGCUGCGGCAAAGAGCAUUUAUUCGUAAAUAAGAAUCACCUGAGAGAGAAUAGGGAGUUUUUGUAAUAUCGUUUAUCCAAAUACGGUGAACGCUAAGAUCAGGUUAUCUUCUUAACAAUUACUUAAGAAAAGAAUAACGUGAUUUUAGCGUUCAUCAUAUCUAGAUUCAUGUUAUUGCAAAAACUCCCUAUUAGCCUAUAGCUAUAAUAUAAGGAACGCAGUACUUCGUCUGUGAAGUGAGUCCCAAAAUUGGGCUUCAAGGUGAAAACCCAUUAAAUGCGUUUUCCAAAGUAAAAUUUUGUUUAAAAACUGAUUCAUGGACCUGAUCUGAAAUUUUUAGAAAAAUUAAAAUUUUGCGGAAUAUAGUACGGAGCAU